AUGGCGGCGUUCGGUUUAAGAUUUGAAAGUGCUAGCAGUAUUGAAGAAAGAAAAGAACAGACCCGUAUUGCCAGGGCCGAGGUGUUACGCCAGGCCAAACAUAAUUUUGAAAAAGAACAAAGGGAUAAAGAACUUAAGCAACUUCGAGGUGAGGACACAUGGAUGCUACCUGAUGUGAAUGAGCGAAUUGAACAGUUCGCACAGGAACAUUCUGAGAAGAAAAAGAAGAAAAAAAACAAGCAUUCAAAAAAAGUGAAGAAAGAGAAGAAAAAGAAGAGGAAGAAACAGAAAUGUCAGAUACAGAGUGAGUCAACUGACAACUCUUCAAGCUCUGAAGACGAGUGGGUUGAGGCUGCUCCCUCCCAGAUACCUGGCAAAGAAAAGACCUGGAAGGUGAAAGACAAAAAGACAGAAAAAGAAUGUGACAGCCAAUCUAUUCAGCACGAUGAGUGGAUGACUGUUGAUUUUAUGUCCAUUAAAACUGUGUCUUCAUCAUCACUCAAAGCUGAAAAGGAAACUCUAAGACAAAUAGAGCAGGAGAAAACUCAAGCGUUAGAGCAGUCCAAACUGCUAGAAAGAGAAUUGAAUCCAUACUGGAAGGACGGGGGUACAGGUCUCCCACCGGAAAACUGUAUACUGCCAGUUACUAAAGCUGGAGGAGUAGAGGAUGGUGGAUUAAGCUGGCUAAGAAAGUCUUGUCAAAGAAUGAAGGAACAAGCUCAAAAAGAAAACAGAAAUUUUGAAGAUAUUGUAGCUGAAAAAUAUGGGUCAAUGGAAAUAUUUCAGUCAAAAUUAAAAGAAGUUGAAAAAAUUACUUACAAAAGAGAAGACUAUGGACAGGAACGGUGGAGGAAGUCUGCGUAUUCAGAAAAAGCACAGCGUAGUCAAGCAAGUGGCACUUCAGAUUUAGUGAAAUGUAAAAAUAUCUCUGAGGACAGACACAUGGAAAUGGAGCCUACAAGCAGCAGCAACUGUAAGUUUAGUGGUCCUGACUCAGGGAAGGGACCUGGGACUUUAGGAACCUGUAGAAGAGAAUCUGCAAUAAGAAAAAGCCAAGAAUCUUCUGAAAAUUUGAGAUCUAAAUUCUUAAGACCCUCUGAUGAAGAUGAACUGUCAUUUCACAAGAGAAGAAAUUUUCAGUCAUCUACUUCACAUUCUUCAUUAGUGGCUCAGGCUUCUUUGCAUUGUGAUUUUCGAAAACCCACAGACUACAGUGAAGAAAGUUCAACAUCCUGGAGUCGAUCUGAUGGGCGAGAAGACAGGAAACCUUCAGAUCAAAAGUCAUUGGAAACCUGGAGCUGCAGUACCAAUGAGGACUCUAUAAGAGAUAGAAGAGAACAGUUACAGUCUGAGAGAGAGAGGCAUGAUCCACCAGCAAGAGGACAGCUGCAGGACAUAAUGUUGACAGUUGCUGGUCCAAAGACAGAGCCCAUCUAUCCCUUGAAUGCUGAUGAAAAGAACAAGCUGGGGGCCAAGAUUAUCAAGGCAGAAAUGAUGGGGAAUAUGGAAUUAGCUGAACAACUUAAAGCCCAACUUAAAGAGGCAAAUAAAUUUAAAGAAACCAUUAGACAGAUACCAGCAAAAAGAUCAGGGGUAGAGCAUGAAGAUGAACAAGAAGUAAUCCUUACUCGAACAGAUGAGUCUGGAAGAGUGUGGCCUGUGAGCAGCCCUAGAGAAACCCUGGAUAUGAAAGAAGAAAGAAGGAAGAGACAGAGAGCUUCAACCCAUGAGGAUAAAGAAAGGAUCCGAUACUUUCCUGAUGAUGAUCAUUUGAGUCUCAAUGAUUUAGUCAGGAAUGAGAAAAUGGGAACAGAUAUUGAUCAAAACAGACUUUUCAUGAAAAUGGCAUCUAAGUUUAUGGGAAAAUCACAUGGAGACUAUUGUACUCUGGAUGACAUGUUUGUCUCUAAAGCAGCUGAGAAAGAACAUCCUGGUAAGAAAGAAGAGAGCCAGAGGAGAAGAGCAAUUGCUGAGCACCAGGUGCUUGCUGCACAAAUGGCAAAGUGUCUGUACUGUCUUGACAGCUCUCAGUUCCCCAAGCAUCUUAUUGUUGCAAUCGGUGUGAAGGUUUAUUUAUGUUUACCCAAUUCCCGGUCUCUUACUGAAGGACACUGCCUGAUAGUCCCUCUACAACAUCAUCAAGCAGCCACUGUAUUAGAUGAAGAUAUCUGGGAGGAGAUUCAGAUGUUUCGGAAAUCAUUAGUAAAAAUGUUUGAAGAUAAAGAAUUGAAAUGUAUCUUUUUGGAGACAAGUAUGGGAUUGAAGAAACAGUAUCACAUGGUUUAUGAGUGUAUCCCUCUCCCAAAGGAAGUGGGUGAUAUGGCUCCCAUCUAUUUUAAGAAAGCCAUAAUGGAAUCUGAUGAAGAAUGGUCUAUGAAUAAGAAGUUGAUUGAUUUGUCUUCAAAAGAUAUUAGAAAGUCUGUACCCAGAGGCUUGCCUUACUUUGCUGUAGACUUUGGACUUCAGGGAGGAUUUGCCCACAUCAUUGAAGAUCAGUACAAAUUUCCUCAUUACUUUGGAAAGGAAGUCAUUGGUGGUAUGCUGGAUCUAGAACCCAGGCUGUGGAGGAAUGGGAUCCGAGAAAGCUUUGAGGACCAGAGGAAGAAAGUGUUGCAGUUUGCUCAGUGGUGGAAACCAUAUGAUGUCACUAAAAGUAAAAGCAUUUAAGUGGGCGUUAUGUGUCCUUUUCUAUAUUGAGCCCAUUCAGUUUAUGUCUAUGAAUAACUGUGCCUUGGGCUCUAGGGAAAGCAGCAGCAGCAGCAGCAGCAGCAGCAGCAGCAGCAGCAACAGCAGCAGCAACAGUAGCAGGAGGCUACUCUAGUCACUGACAUCCAUGUUAGAUCAAGUUGUUUUCUUCCUCAUGGUUCCUGGAGACUUGGUUGGGUGACUGUGGAGUAAGAGGAAAUGCAUCAAGAUUAUCAGCUCACAUUUCUUUCUGUGUCUACUUCUCCACGUUCAAAUUACUCAGUUUCUCUAGAAAGGGACUUGUUUCCAGAGGUCUACUAAGGCUGCAGGGGAAAGUUGUCUGCUUCCAGGUAGAUUCUGACCUAGCUUCUUCUAUGCUUUUUAAACAAGACUGGAUGUAUUCAGUACUAAUUGAAAUUUCUUUUCUUAGUUUUACGGAAGAGUUUCUUUUUUUCUAGUAGCAUAUAGUAUUACUAUGUGUAUUGUCUUAGUUAAAGAAAAAGAUUAAAGGAUUAAAUGAUAGUGAAAAUAUUCAUAAAUAUAAGCUUAUUUGUUCUGGACUUGAAAUAGUCUGAAUUGUGGUAAUCAUAAAAGUAAUUUUCUAAAUAACACAAUUUUCAGUUCUUUGUAGUUCAUGUAACUCUAAAGUCUGUUGACAAAUCACUGUAUUAGGGUUGUAAUGUUAUCUCAGGUGCUAAAUAAUAGUAACAUAAGUGUCCAAGGAACACUCUCUUGUUCCUAUUUGAUUAAAGGUACUUAAGUUUUAUUGUUCUUAACAUUUGAUCUUGAGAAAGCCUUGGAUUUAUAAAAUAUAAAUUGUAGUAAGUACGUUUUAGCAUGCCUUUAAAACUCUGAAUGCCUAGAAUCAGUGUAUCAGUGUAAAGUGUGCUUCAGAGUAACUCAUUACAUAUUUAAUGUCAGGUUGUCACUGUUUCCACAUAUAUUAUUUGUAUGUAAAAAAGGCAACUUUUUUUCUUUUCAAAUUUCACAAAUGUGUUGAAGCUUAAUAGUUUUUUUUAACCUUCAAUACUUAAAAAUUACAUCUAAAUGUGGAUGUAUAUAUAUUAAGCAGAUAUGAUGGCUAUUACAGUCUUUUCAACUAUUGGCUUUGCCAUAAGUCUUACAUUCAUUUUUAUAAUCAGCGAAUUAAAACAUUUGAUUAUAGAGUGCUAUGUUAUGUUGAUAGUUCAAAAAAUAUAAAUACUCCUGCCUCAGAGUCUACUGAAUCUGUAGCGUUUGUGUCCUACCUGAACUGCUUUUGCCCUGGCUCCAGUUACUUCUUGAUGUGCAAUCAAUUUUCUCAAAACCUCUGUGAUAUUUAAUAGUAGCUAUUAUUUUGUAUUUUAUGGCUGGGCCUUUUUUUUUAAUUAAAUUAAUUUUUUUUUAACUUAGUCACUUUACAUCCUGCUCCCUUCCACAAUCCUUCCCUUAUCCUCCUGUCCCUUUUUCCUCUGAGCAGAUGAUGUUCCCCCUGGAUAUACUCCCUCCAAACCUCAACACUUCAAGUCUCUUUGAGGCUAGGUACUUCUUUUCCCACUGAGGUCAGAUAAAGCAGCCCAGCUAGAAAAGUAUAUGCCACAUACAGGGACCAGCUUUAGGGAUUGGCUGGGGCUUUUGUUGAUUUGACUUUAUGAUAUUUAGGUCCUUGGCUAAUGUGGCUUAAAUAUCAAGAGAUGAUUGGAGUUGUUCGUUGAGGACUUCUGUUCUUUAUGCCGCAAAUGUUGACUCUGGAAUAUUCUGUGUAGAUUUGUCACUUACAUAUCUAGUGUCUAGGCUGGGGAACAGGUGGGGAUCUUCUGGUAUCAUUUUCUCUUUAUAUGAUAGCUUCAGAAUAGUUGGAUUUCCUCUCUUCCUUAAAACUUCCCCAGAGCAAAAAAAACUUCCCCAAAUCAAAGCUCUAAGAAGUGGGUUGAGCCAGCAGAACUGAGAUGGUGAUGCAACUUGACAUUUCCAUAUUAUGCUUGUCAAACUUGACUUAUAACCUACCUAAAUUUAAGAAGAGUUGUAGGGCCAAACAUGGUAGUGGAAGCCUUUAAUCCCAGCAAUUAGAAGGCAAUGUUCCUUGAAUUCAAGGUCAGUCUACUCUACAUAGUCAGUUCCAGGAUAGCCAGGACUGCAUAGAGACCCAGUCUUAAAAAAACAAAACAAAACAAAAACAAAAACCCAAAACAACAACAACAAAAGCUAAAGUCAUAGUCUUGCCUUCGAUAGGAGAAAUGUGAAAAAAUGUGUGGUCAUUUUUGAAUUGUUGCAGUUUAUUCUCUGCUUACACAUUUACACUUCUCUUAUAUAUAUAUAAAGUACAUUGAAAUUCUCCAAAGAAAGCCCCAUUGUAGUGAGGCUUUAGGCUUAGGCUUAUAUAGAGGUCAGGGUCUCUUCUAAAGCAAAAUGAAGGUAAAGAGUCUUUGAGGUAUUUUUUUGUUCAAUUUGAAGGCCUGUAUACUUAAGACACAAAUUAUCUGUUCUCUUCCCAGUAGAUAGACCAUUGAACCUACAGCAGUGAGAGAAGCAUAUUUUAAUUCAGUAGGCACAGUCGUUGAAGAGGAAUGAAGAUGGUCAGGAGAAAUGUAUCAGUUUAGUGAGUCUAAAAUUAAGUUGGUCCUAUGUUACUGUUUUCUGUAGUAGAGCCUCAGUCUGUUCUUGAGAAGAGUCUAGCUCUUUCUUGUCCUUUUGGUACUUUUAAUUUAGGCUUCCUUUUGCACAAGAAUUAUGCCUGCAGACAAGAUAGAGGGACCACAUUGCGCUCUUGCCUCAAAACCACCACCAGGUGACAUAUUUUUUGAUUUUCAGGAGAGUCAGAUCAUAAAACAAAGUUUAGUGAUACCCAAAAAACAGCAAACAGGUGUGAUGAUGACUCUUAAGUCCUGUCCUACCACUUUGAAUAUUCCCAGGUGGGGAAUACAGGAAAAACCUAUUGCAUUAUUUGAAGAAAACUAGUUUUGUGAAUAGAAAGAUCUAAACCACAAGGCAGUUUCUAAAGGAAAGAACAGAGAUCUACAGGGAGCCAUCUUUUAGCAUAUGUAAGUGGAGACUUUCUUUGGCUAAAGAUUAUCCUAAUUCAGAGAGUUAACAUUUUUUAUUUGUUAGAAUGUAAAAUUUCAUAAUCGACUGGGAAUGGGGAGACAGGGCAUAGGGUAGAAUAGCCUCUGUAGCUUAUUCCUUCAGGUGUAAUCUUGUUUUGAUCAAGUGUGACCUAGUUUUGAGAAACAGAUCCAAAAUAGGCAAAGAUAUCAAACUGUUUCUAAGAACUUAACUGCAGUCUAAAGCAAAGCUCAAAAAUCUAAGAAUAAAAAAUAUUUUCAUUAGAACAUGUUGAAAUUUCUAAAGUCCAAUCAAAAACAGCCAUGCAGAGCACCAAACUGGCUACUGCUUGGGCAGGUAACUAUUUUGUUUGUUUGUUUUUUUUUCUUAAAAGUACAAUACUGUUUACAAAACAAUGAGGAAUUUGUAGUAUCCGAAAGUAAAAUCACAAAUAGUAGUGAAGAUACUUAAAGGAAUAGAAGUGUGAACUGUUAGAUUGAUGUUCUAUUCUUUGAAGUGUUAGUAAUUUAAAUAUAGUCAUUUGUAAGUUAAAAUACAUAAAUAUAAUUUGUAGAGAAGACCUUAAGAUUGAGAGAAAAAUAUAGUUGAAAAAGCCAAUAAAGAAGAUGGCAUAACUCAA
Rattus norvegicus (Norway rat) is the source of this 6346-nucleotide messenger RNA. RefSeq names its product CWF19 like cell cycle control factor 2 (gene Cwf19l2). Lineage: Eukaryota; Metazoa; Chordata; Mammalia; Rodentia; Muridae. Gene Ontology annotation, biological process: mRNA splicing, via spliceosome. The record is from RefSeq and is marked validated. Gene Ontology annotation, cellular component: spliceosomal complex. Bases 1 to 2667 code for a protein of 888 amino acids. The transcript is spliced from 18 exons.